Messenger RNA from Etheostoma cragini (Arkansas darter), 7170 nucleotides. RefSeq names its product leucine rich repeat containing 4C, genome duplicate a (gene lrrc4ca). The transcript has 3 exons. Gene Ontology annotation, biological process: modulation of chemical synaptic transmission; synaptic membrane adhesion; regulation of axonogenesis. The coding region runs from base 1713 to 3656 and encodes 647 amino acids. Gene Ontology annotation, cellular component: glutamatergic synapse; postsynaptic density membrane; plasma membrane. NCBI's taxonomy places the organism in Eukaryota, Metazoa, Chordata, Actinopteri, Perciformes, Percidae. The record is from RefSeq and is a predicted model, not a curated record. Gene Ontology annotation, molecular function: cell-cell adhesion mediator activity.
UGUGCUUGCCCCUAUUAAAACCAACGAAUGAGAAAGACAAAGGUCAAGCAUCAAUGAAUUAAUGCGUGUCAAUGGCUGCAUGCAGUGGUGAAAUUUGAGGAACCCUAGAAGUUAACGAGAAGAGUGAGAAAGAGGGGAAACGAUAGUCCCUGCCCUCACCGCCACAGUCCUGCGGCUGACUACUCUCACUUGGAGAGAGCAGCUUGUCAGUGGGAGGUAACCCUACAGGAUGCCCCCCUCGUGCACUUAUCAAUUCAGUGUCCAUCCGUGCUGCUGCGCCGUGCGUUUUAUGUGGGGACGUAAAUGCCUAGCGCACUGAGGUACUGUAAAGCGCACUGGUGGAUGCAGCCUGCGUGCGCGUUUUGGAACGGGGUAAUUUGUAGAUCACUGAAGCAGCUUAAAACCCACUGCAGUAGGCAGAGAAGAAGACGGUGCGUGAACGUGCAGCGCUGUGGAUAAUAAGCCCUUUGUAAUUCCUUACCCUCGUGUGUGUCACAUCAAUGGAUAGGCGAGGCAUGCAUUGCCGAAAUGCAUAGAUGGAAGUGAUGACUGCCUCCGGUGAACUAUAACUCCCGUCCUGACAGGGUGAAUGAAGGCUCGGCGCGGACAUGGAAGCAUUGGUGGACAACUAAGACUCCUCACUCUUGAAGCUGCUAUACCUGAAUUUCUGAUGUGAGUUGAAAGGCUUCCUGAGGAUACCUGCUGGAUUUUUUUGCAUCCCAGAUUAACGCAUCAUUCGUCUCGAAAAUGGAGAACGGAGCAACCCUGAAGAGACGAGAGAGAUAUAAUGUAUUCUCGAUAACUUUAUCAAUUCUGCAAUACACAGGAUUCCAAUUUACGCACUGAACUGCGUGUCUUCUUUCAUCGACAUAACCAGGAGGGAAAAUAGAAAUAAGCGUCUUGAAGUCCGCACUGGGUUGUGAGGUGAAAUCUAAUCAGAUUCAUCAGGCUUGAUGACUGUAAUAGGGACUUGAAGAAAAGUUAGGUUUGAAAACGACAUUGAGCGGGACGUUUAAAAUAAGACCACCUCUGCCCCUCUGUGUAUGGAUGAUGGGCUGUCAUGCCGUCUAAUGACUGGCUUUUUUCAGGAUUUAUCCAUCUGGGAAUUGACCACAUGAGGUUCUCCGUGCUCUAGCCUACAUGUUGUGGAGAGGUGUACUUUUUUAACAUUUAGUUUAGAUCUGAGAGAAAAUAAAAACAACGUGACUUCAAUUUUACCUAACAGAUCAUUUGGAGCAAACCUGGGAUCACAGUGGGUAUCGCUUUAACAUCGGGAGAGUAGUUCCAACAAUGGCACUUGUCUCCGCGCUGUGUGCGUCCUGAACAAAAAAGAGGAAAUAUCGGAUGCAUUAUCAUCACUGUGAGAGUUAAUAGCAUGUCAAUUCAGACUGAUGUGUGGAUUACAUACCACGUCGUUUUGAGAGUGGGAGCACAAUGUGUCUGACGAGAAAACAUCACCACGGAUUCGACCAGAUCGCCUGACAAUUGCGGAUGUUUUUUCGAUGCAGUUUUUGGGAAGACAGCAGGAGAGGGACCGUUUUCCUUCAAAAGCAGAGACCCUGCGGACCUCGGCGUCUUCGUGAACAAAGACAGCUUUAUGGUGGAUUGGAAGUUAACAUGAGGAUGACCAGAACCCCUUGGAACGGUGAUUGAAUUGGCAGUGAGCCCAAAUCCUCAUUCCAAAGAGUGGAAGACCAGUCAAUAAAUUAUGAAUGUUAAACAAGAUGACCUCUCAGCAGCAGCAGAUGAUGCGAGGUCCUAGGUGGAACCGGGCCUUGUCCGACCCUUUGUUUGUGGUGCUUCUGGCCCUGCAACUGCUGGUGGUGGCAGGGCUGGUGCGUGCGCAGACAUGCCCCUCUGUCUGCUCCUGCAGUAACCAGUUCAGCAAAGUCAUCUGCACACGACGAGGUUUGCGGGAAGUCCCUGAUGGCAUCUCUACCAACACACGCUACCUGAAUCUGCAAGAAAAUCUCAUUCAGGUCAUAAAGGUGGACAGCUUCAAGCACCUAAGACAUCUGGAGAUCCUGCAGCUGAGCAAAAACCACAUACGCAAAAUUGAGCUGGGGGCAUUCAAUGGACUGGCCAGCCUCAAUACAUUGGAGCUUUUUGACAACCGCCUCACUACUAUCCCAAACGGGGCAUUUGAGUACUUGUCCAAACUAAAGGAGCUUUGGCUGAGGAAUAACCCCAUCGAGAGCAUUCCCUCCUAUGCUUUCAACAGAGUGCCCUCUUUAAGGCGUUUGGAUCUUGGGGAGCUCAAACGGCUGUCCUACAUAUCUGAGGGGGCCUUUGAAGGGUUGAGCAAUCUGCGCUACUUAAAUCUGGGAAUGUGCAAUCUGAAGGAAAUUCCCAACCUUAUUCCCUUGGUGAAGCUGGAUGAACUGGAGAUGUCGGGGAACCAGCUUACCGUCAUCCAGCCUGGCUCUUUUAAAGGCCUCAUCCAUUUGCAGAAGUUAUGGAUGAUGCAUGCCCAGAUCCAGAUCAUAGAAAGGAACUCUUUUGAUGACCUGCAGUCACUAGUGGAGCUCAAUCUAGCCCAUAACAACCUUACCCUCUUGCCCCAUGAUCUCUUCACUCCUUUACAUCACCUGGAGAGGGUGCACCUGCACCACAACCCAUGGAAUUGUAACUGUGACAUCCUCUGGCUAAGCUGGUGGCUUAAGGAGAUGGUGCCAGCAAACACCAGCUGCUGUGCCCGCUGCAGCUCACCAACCCAGCAUAAGGGACGAUACAUUGGCGAGUUGGACCAGAACUACUUUCAUUGUUAUGCUCCUGUUAUUGUGGAGCCUCCCACGGACCUUAAUGUGACAGAGGGAAGCGCUGCAGAGUUGAAAUGUAGAGCCAGUUCUUUGACCUCUGUAAGCUGGAUUACACCCAAUGGUUCCAUCAUGACACAUGGUGCUUACAAGAUCAGAAUCUCCGUGCUGAAUGACGGCACUCUGAACUUCACCAAUGUUACCAUGCAAGACACAGGCACGUACACAUGUAUGGUCAGUAAUUCAGCAGGUAACACAACAGCAUCUGCCACACUCAAUGUGUCCUCUACAGAGAACAGUAGCUUCAGCUACUUCACCACAGUGACAGUGGAGACCAUAGAAACGCCACAUAAUGAAGGCUUCACCACUGCUGUGCAGCAGAAGGUGGGGCCCACACCCUCUGCUGGUACAUGGGAGUCUGUUUCACCCACCUCUACAACUACCACUACAGUCCGGACCGCGCUCUCCACCCGCGCCACAGAGAAGACUUACACAAUCCCCGUCACAGAGCUGGGUGGGGAGGGCUCGCUGAAUGGCUUGGAUGAGGUGAUGAAGACCACCAAGAUCAUCAUUGGCUGCUUUGUUGCGAUCACACUGAUGGCAGCAGUCAUGCUAAUCAUCUUCUACAAGAUGCGCAAACAGCACCACCAGCAAAACCACCACGCACCCACACGCACCAUUGAGAUCAUCAAUGUGGACGAGGACUGUGUAGCGGGAGGCCCGGGCAUGGAGGGCCAUCUGACCCUGCCUCCUCUUGAGCACGAGCACCUCAACCACUAUAACACCUAUAAGACUGCUUACAACCACGCCUCCACGAUCAACUCCAUACACAGCUCAGCGCACGAACCUUUGUUAAUCCGCGCCAGCUCAAAAGACAAUGUACAAGAGACCCAAAUCUAAUACUUUUUUUUCAAAAUGAGACAUUAUAAAACUGAUGGAAUUACAUGAAGAUAUUACUGACAGUACAUAACUGACAAUUGGUUGUGAGAACUAUGGCUCAAACAUGGAAGAACAGACUUUGUGUGUUUGGCAAAUCAGUGGCUGGUGAUGUUUAUUCAAUGACUUUGGGAAUUAGGGUAUGCCUACUGUUUCAAAAAGUGUCUUUACAAAACAGAAGUUAUUUAUUUAAGAAAAAAACUAUUGUGGUUAAACCAAGAAAAAACUGUAUUCUGCAAUUAUUUUUUCAGCACUUGAUUCAUGUUUUUUUUCACCUUCCUCUCAUUUCAUGGGAUUGGUUUACUAAUAUGCUUUCAAACUCUGUUUGAAGAAAUCUGUUGAAGAAAAACUCCUGAAGCAAAAUUUUUGUUCUUAUUUGGUAAACUGCAGUCUUUGGAUCUGAUAAGAUAGUAACCUCAUUUACCCCAUGUAUCAAAGGAAUCUAGUGCAAAUAAGUAAUUUUCUCCAGCUGUAGAUUAAGUGAUGAAAUAUUUUGUGACCAUCUGUAAUUGAGAUGAAUUGAACACUUGUUAGAGUGAGUGACAGAACUGUCUGACAACAUUUAAUCAUAAUUCACUGUUUGAUCAUGUCUGUCACAUACGUGUUACGCACUCUCUGCUCUGUCACCAAUAGACGAGGGAACUAUUUCCUGCGUUCUGCUGUUGUAAAAGUCGAGGCUCUCUAUUAAAAGUGCAUUUUAGUUCAAUUAAAUUCUAUUAACCAUUAACAAAAACUAGAUUUGUUUUUGUGUUCCUCAUGUUAUGCAAAAUCUUAUCCCUAAUCUCCACUUGUUUCGACUCAAGUUCCAAUUUCUCCGAGACGUCUUCUGAUUAUUAUUAUAGAGAACAUGUAUUAAUUGAAUUGAAACCAAUUUACAUUAGGAGGGUUGUGACACAGGAGUAGCAUUAAUGGCUACUUUAGAUUCUACAUAAUUGUGAAGAAUCUAGAAUCUCUUAAAUUCUGGAAAAAGUCCAUUGCUUUCAAAUCUUUCCAAUGAAUCAUGGCCUUGCCUUUACCUUACAGGGCUAUAGAAUGAGGCAUGUGAAGAUGAUUGCUUUGAAGCUACCUUUUUCAUGCAGGGACCCCUUACCUCAUCUGCAAUAUAGAAGGACUGAGUGCUGUCAGAAGCAAACUGAUGAGCUGAAGAAAGAGCUUAACCUCUUUAUACAGCUGUAUGAGCACAUUGGCUGUCAUCUGUGUGCCUCGUUUGUACAUGGGCAAUGUCUGGCAGCCCCAGAUUCACACCCUGCCCUUGCCAACCAAAGUACUUGGCCAUGAGCGGCAGGGUUUAUACUGCUAGAGGCUUCAGGGUUGAAUGUGUGGGAUAGGGCAUCAACCAGAUGUUUGGGUUGCACCUGCCUUUCACCCUAUCCCUUUGCGUCAACGCAAUUUCCAUUUUAAUUGAUGUGCCCAUGAGCUUUGGAUGAACACAGCACUGCAGGCCCCCAUACCCGGGAAACCAUUUCAAAGUCCCCACUGUGACAAACGGUGGCAGGCACCAUCAGUGCAGGGGUUAGGUAGACAUUUGUCAGAUCACACCCUUAGGGAUAUGCCCCAGGUUUAUUUUUUAGUAAAUAAAGGAAUUUUAUUGUCCCACAACACUAAUAUAUAUUUAAAAAAGUUAGGCCACUGACAUACUUAGUUUGCAUUAUAUCAUUGUGUUUCAAUUAGGAAAUACAUAGAGUAGAAUGACUCAUAAAAACUCAUGUUAGAGGUAUUGGCAUUCACCUUCUGUGGAGUCACCAUGCUCUCCGUUAACCUUAAAGCUGGAGGUGGUCCUCUACCUAAAAUUCACAGUAUGUUGUGAGUUUCACAACACACACGUAUGUUCUGUAGGCUUGAAAGUUGUCGGCCUGGAUUAUAGGUGGUUACAGUGAAUUUCAGUGGUUGCAAUGGUGGUUUUCACAGGUGCACACUUCUCAAAUUAGCCCUGUUACAUAAUCAGCACCUCUGCUGUCCAUCUGCAUGCUCAGUUUGUUAUCAGCAGUCACAGUUCACCAUUUGGUUUAAACACAACACUGUCAGGCUUACAAGCUGUAUUGUUUGUAGAUCCAUGCAUGUUACGGCACCGACCUCUAGCCCUUCUAUUGUUCCAAACCACCCGGAACUAAACUGCCUAGCCUUACUCUCAACCUCCUUAAACAAAGCAGAGUACAGCUGAAUAUAAGUUUGACAAGAGUUCACUAUCCCACAUUGGAGAAUAAUGACAAACAAACAAAAUGGCAUAGUUAGAAACCUUUUACAGCUACCUUUAAAGCUUACAUGGGUUUAGUGGAUGAGUGCUUUCCACUCAAAAGACAGUUUGUUUAACCUAAAAGACUAAAAAAGUCUACUUCCCAUGUUUUAAUGCAUCAACAAUUUUCAAACAGGGAUAAUAAGUAAGAUGCAGCAGCUGUCGCGUGAUCUCAUGACUACAAUACUUUAUAAAAAAGGAAAUUUACUUAAACAAUACGAUAAUAAUCUAAACCCCUAUUUCCACAAGAACCGCUUGUGAUAUGUAAUACAACAUUUGCCUAGAUUAUAUUUUUUAAUAAUCCAUGUCUGUAUGUAAUCUGGUAGUAAAGUGAAAACUCAAAUUGCCCUUCAUAUUUUACAGACCAUUUUAUAAUAUUUGUGUUCCUGUAGGUAAAAAUGACUUAAUUGGAGCUUUGAUACCAUUUGUUGUACAAAUGCAGGAAGUAAUUGUCCACUAUCCACUCAGUAUGGAGACCCACUUUACUGAAAAAUGUCAAGAUAAUUUGAUAAUUAAGAUAAUUCUGGAGCUUUGUUCAAUAAAUUGAUUUAUUCACUUUGAAUGUGCUGCACACAACACAGAUGUAGGGGAAGGGGGCGGGGGGUAGAUUCCUAAAUAACACAAGCCCCCCAGAUAAUUUGAGUCCAGAAGGAAUGAGAUAAUUGAUUACCCCUUAUCAUGUGUACUAUUUAUCCCAUAAUUGCACUUCUGUGGAGUUUGGCACAUUUCUAAACAAUAGAAUGACAUGGGUGUGUGUCAUUUAGUUUGUGUUUGAGUUCUUAGUGGUGGGAUGCAGAUCACAAUUCCACUUAGUUUAUGUAAGAGUUUAACCAUCCUCUCUUUUUGCCUUUGGUUAGAGGUAAAUCGUCUGAAAAUUGAAAUGGUAAAUUUGUUGCAUUUUAGUCAAGCUGUCUCAUGUAUGUAUGGUAUCUAAAUAUUUUUGGUCAAUAUUGUUUUCUUCAUAUUGUUUUCUUUUUACUGAGGGGGAAUGCUGUUCUAGUGGUAGAUUUAUAUAAAAUACAUUUUGAGAAUAAAACAAAAUAAAAAACCUUUUCUUUUUUUUUUAAUUUUUAUUUAACAUCCUGUUCUAAAAGUGAAAAAGAGAAACAUGCUGUAAAAGAAUAAGAGAUUGAUUUUCAUGUAAGCAUUCUUUCAUGACCUUUAAAAGAUAUGGAGAUCGAUUAUAGAAACCAGAGUUUGUAGUUCAUACACAAAAUAUGGUUAAAAUAAACUAUUGUUGUUUUU